UGAAGCAGUAUCUAAUACUCUCAUUGAUCUAUUGUUCAAUAAAAAUGUCAUAUUGACACCUAUCAUAUCCCUAAAGCUCCUUUGUCACCCUCCUAUAUAAAGGGUGGAUAUUCAUUCAAGGUCCAAUAGUAUUCUGCUAUUACAAUUAUCAUACUAGCUAGACCACAACAAACACCAACCAUAACCAUGCAUUUCAUUUCUUUUCUUUUGCCAUUUCUUCUAUCUUUUGUCAUCCUGACCAAAAAAAGCAAGAAAAUUUGCAGUUCCAUGAUAACAAUGUUAAGAGUUCAUGGAACAAAACGAGAGAUGGUAAGCAUGGAGCCACAUUUGCCACAAGAAUUGGUAUCCAACAUCCUCUCAAGGUUGCCUGCGAUAGACUUGGUUAAAUGCAAAAGCGUUUGCAAGUCCUGGUUCGAUCUCAUAACCGAUUCUCACUUUGUUUCCAAUUACUAUGUUGCCUACAACAAUCUCAAGCAUUACCAAAGCCAAGAGGAGAAACUCUUGGUCAUUGGUAGACCCUUUGUUUCUGCCCUAAAAACUCACAUUUCUCUUCUUUCUUGCAACACCAAUAAUCCCAAAAAAAACCAUGUUUCCUCUUCUCUUUCAAACCUUCCUUGUGAAUAUAACAACUCUGAGCACAAGUACUGGUCUGAAAUCUCGGGUCCUUGCAAUGGCAUAUACUUCCUAGAGGGCAACCCUAAUGUCUUGAUGAACCCUUCAUUGGGGCAGUUCAAGGCUUUGCCUAAAUCCCAUUUGAGUGCUUCACAAGGCACUUAUUCUCUCACUGAAUAUUCUGGGUUUGGCUUUGACCUCAAAAAUAAUGAUUACAAAGUUGUUGUCAUUAGGGACAUUUGGUUGAAGGAAACAGAUGAGAGAAAACAAGGGCAUUGGACAGCUGAGUUGUAUAGCCUUAAUUCAAAUUCUUGGAGAAAACUUGAUGAUGCUUCUCUCCCACAUCCAAUUGAAAUAUGGGGUUCUUCUCGGGUUUAUACUUAUGCCAACAAUUGUUAUCACUGGUGGGGCCAUGAUGUUGAUGAGUCUGGUGUGAAAGAAGAUGCUGUUCUUGCAUUUGACAUGGUUAAUGAUUCCUUCAGGAAGAUAAAGGUGCCAAUAAUUCGUGGUUCCUCAAAAGAAGAAUUUGCAACACUUGCACCCUUGAAGGAAUCUGCUACAAUUGGUGUGGUUGUUUACCCUUUAAGGGGACAAGAGAAGUCCUUUGACGUGUGGAUAAUGAAAAAUUAUUGGGAUGAAGGGUCUUGGGUUAAGCAAUACACCGUUGAACCAAUAGAAGCAAUUUACAAGUUUGUGGGAUUUUAUGGGAGCAAUCAAUUUCCUUGGAGCAGCUGCAAUGAGGGAUUAGGGUGGUACGAUUAUGAACCUGCGACGGAAAAAAUAAAGGAUCUUCAAGUUUGGGGAAACAAUGGCUCUUUAAGAGCUGCUAGAUACAUGGAAAGUCUUGUUUCACUUAGAAGGGGAAUGAGUUCCGUUGCCAAUUUGUUUUAAGUAAAUAGCUUACCUGACCCUCUACUUGAUCAAUGGGAAUUGACAAAUAGACAAUUAGAUGGUUCGAGAUUCUUUCCUAUUGAUUUUUCAAUUCGUUGAUUUGUAGCAUGUAGAUAGUUUGUCAUGGAUGACAUUGUUGUAAUUGGUUAAAAUAGUGAUGACUUAUUUGUCGUUUUCUCGUAACAAGGGAAUAAUUUUUUUUAGUAAUAAUAUAUAAAUACUCUCUUAU
Glycine soja is the source of this 1732-nucleotide messenger RNA. RefSeq names its product F-box/kelch-repeat protein At3g23880-like. The record is from RefSeq and is a predicted model, not a curated record. Lineage: Eukaryota; Viridiplantae; Streptophyta; Magnoliopsida; Fabales; Fabaceae. The coding region runs from base 187 to 1503 and encodes 438 amino acids. The transcript has a single exon. Gene Ontology annotation, molecular function: protein binding.